Anoplophora glabripennis (Asian longhorned beetle) is the source of this 834-nucleotide messenger RNA. Its product is annotated as perlucin-like. Gene Ontology annotation, biological process: biological process involved in interspecies interaction between organisms. Lineage: Eukaryota; Metazoa; Arthropoda; Insecta; Coleoptera; Cerambycidae. Gene Ontology annotation, molecular function: carbohydrate binding. The record is from RefSeq and is a predicted model, not a curated record. Gene Ontology annotation, cellular component: external side of plasma membrane. The transcript has 4 exons. The coding region runs from base 135 to 764 and encodes 209 amino acids.
CUAAAGUUUAACAAACAUUUUGUGUCUUUCCCCUAGUCCAAUAUGAUAAUCGUUUACAAACAAUGUCUUAUAAGAUAAAAAUGCCUAUAUAUAUUAUAAUUGACUGAAGUAAAACAAUUAAUUUAGAAAUUAAAAUGUCAGGGAUGGGAAGCUGGGUAUUGUGCUUCUUAUUUUUGUUUGGAAGUGGGUUACCUGUUCCUAUAAUGAAUGACACAAAUUGGAUAAAGGAUUUAAUUUUAACAGCUGAUGUCGUAGAAGAAAGCGCAGUCCCUGCAAUGCCACUUCUAUUUCAUUUCAAUGACAAAAGCUAUUACAUUGGAUCUAUAGUAAAGCUAAACUUUUUCGAAGCUGAACAGUUUUGCAGCUACCAUGGUAUGAGAUUAUUAAGUAUAACGUCGAACGAUGAAAAUGUUUUCUUAGGACAAAGUCUCAUCGAUCACGGUUUCACUUCAGCAAGUGACAUAUUCUGGACGUCAGGUACAAGAUUGCCUGAUGAGGAACAUUGGAUCUGGCUGACAACAGGUUCCCGCAUUGAUUUUACAAACUGGGCAGUUGGGGAACCAAACAACGUUGGUAAAGUGGAAAAAUGCCUUGAGGUGAACAGAAUAAAAAUACCCAAGAAGCGUGAUCUCUUUUGGGGUGACCAGAACUGUGCCGGGAAGCUUUAUUUCAUUUGUGAAUACAAGAGGCCGAAGACGAUUUCGUAUGUGAUUGACAGAUUAAAUAAGUUAGUGAAUGCUAGUGACAUAGAAAUAGUAGUGUAAGUGUGAUUGCAACAAAUCUUCGAAAAUUUGUUUAUAAGUUAUAUAAGAAUAAAUACAUUUUUUCAUAUAA